This is a messenger RNA of Colletotrichum scovillei, 3022 nucleotides long. RefSeq names its product hexokinase. Gene Ontology annotation, biological process: glycolytic process; glucose 6-phosphate metabolic process; intracellular glucose homeostasis. Gene Ontology annotation, cellular component: cytosol; mitochondrion. The transcript has 3 exons. Gene Ontology annotation, molecular function: ATP binding; glucokinase activity; fructokinase activity. The record is from RefSeq and is a predicted model, not a curated record. The coding region runs from base 1168 to 2874 and encodes 568 amino acids. Lineage: Eukaryota; Fungi; Ascomycota; Sordariomycetes; Glomerellales; Glomerellaceae.
CACUUACUGUGCAGUAAUGUCCACCUCACAGUCAACCAGCUCAAUCACAAUUUCAGACAGUGCCCGUCGCGUCUUGUUUAGCAGACACCUAUCUACCUUAGUGCCUAGCUUAAGCUCAGUGAGAGGUCCAUUGAGUUACCAAUCCUUGGCUUCUUCCAGCGAGUCGCAAUGCUUCGGCUCAGCAUUUCGUCUCUCCUGGUUUAAGUUGCUUCUAUCCAAGUGCCACUUGUGGCUGUUGUCUCAGGCUCACAGCGUACCUAUAGGCUCUUAGAAGUCUCUAUCAUUUCCCUGCUGUAUGGUACUCUUUCAUCGUUGCAUGCGCUCAUCUCUCAUCUACCGGUUAAGCUUAGGUUUCAUUCCUCUCCUACUCACCCUCUCUUGUCUCUCUCACACAUACUCUCACUCUAUCCCCUGCAAUCCAAGCAUUCGGCCCCCAAGUGAAUGUAGUGGGUUGGAGCAUCGAGCCUGGACUGAGCUAGACCAGAUGAACCAGCCCUUGGGAUUACCGCGUGUCGCCCCAUCGCCUGUGCGACGUUGAAGACAACCUAGAAGACAGUCUUCGCUCAUUCCCGCUUCUCACCUUGCCCACUCACUCACUCACUACCUUGCCUCUCAUCCAAGACACCAAGACACCGACCGGUCUUCUGUUCAGUGACCCAUUGGUUGCUGGCCGGUGUCGCCAUCGCCCUUCUCUCUCCCGAUUGUCCCCCUCCCCACUUCGUCGUUGCUGUUCAUCCACUGUCGUUCUUGUUGGAUACGACGUCUCUGGGCUUCCACCGCCAACCCGAGCAGUAGAGCGAGGGGAGGGGACCGGCAGGUUCCAUUCUCUGUUGUUAUUCUGCCCUCCGUGCGGUGCGCCAGUCACCCUCUCGGGUUGUGCCUGUCGAUCCGCUACCAGUCCGUCUACCGUUCCGCCGUGGAGUUCGUUUAAACGUUCGAUCAGACAUCUUUGCAACCCUCCACUACCUUACCUCUCACACUCUUCCUCGCUCUUUCUCUCUCUCACUCAUACCAUCUCACUCGCUUCAUUCCAUCUCAACGGCCUGUCUCCGGGGGACAUGGCUCGUGCCCGAUUCCGUUUAUUUACAAUCCGAUACCUCGUCAGCUAGAUGAUCCGGAACCCGAUUGUGACCUUCUCCGUUUCAUAAACAAAAGUCUCUUAAUGUCAUGCAGCCAUAUUCACCUCCUACCAUGGCCACGUUUCCAAAGUCCUUCCUGGCCGCCGUCGUCAAGCAGCUGCUCCGGGGCAAAUCGUUGAUCCAAGCCCUCCUAGCCUUCUGGCUCACGCCACAAACCGUCUCAGGGAAACCGACAACUUCAAAGGUGGAUUGUUGCAGCACAUCAGGGACGACGACGCCCUCGGGCCAAAGUAUCGAGGAAUACCUAAAGGAGGCCGAACACCUCCUCCUGGGGCCCUUACUCGACAACGAUGGCCUCAUCGAGUUAUCCAACGCCCUCAAGGCGCAGUUCAGAGACAAGUUGCAGACGAGCAUGGCCUGUAUGCUCCCUUCGUACAACCACCAGCUCCCCGGCGGGCACGAGGUCGGUCAGUACCUGGCGGUAGACGUGGGGGGGUCGACGCUGCGUAUCGCGCUGGUCGAGCUGCGGGGUCGUGACGCCGUGGGCCGGGAGAGCGAGAUUGUGCGGAUGAGUUCGUUCAAGAUCGACAACGACAUUAGGAACUUGGAGGGCAUGGCCUUCUUCGACUGGAUGGCCGAGAGGAUAUGGGACAUGGUGUCACAGGACGGCCAGGACCCUUCACGGCCCAUGCCCAUGGCCCUGGCAUGGAGCUUUCCCAUCGAGCAAACAUCACUAAAAGGCGGCCGCAUCCACGGCAUGGGCAAGGGCUUCCUCGCCGCCGAGGGCCUCAUGGGCCAAGACCUGGGCGAGGUCAUCGAGGCCGCCUGCGCAGCCAGGGGCCUGACGGGCACCCGGCUGCGCGUCAUCCUCAACGACGGCGGCGCCACGCUGCUCUCCCAAGCCUACGUCCACCCGGCCACCCGCUUCGGCCUCAUCCUCGGCACCGGCGUCAACAUCGCCGCCUACCUCCCCGUCUCGCUGAUCGGCAAGCCGAAAUUCGGGGACCGCCCGCGGGAGUGGUGGAGUGAGGCGCGCGACGUCAUCGUCAACACGGAGCUCGGCAUGUUUGGCGGCGGGGGCGUCCUCAGCGUCACGCGGUGGGACGGGCUGUUGAAGCAGGGGCACCCGAGGCCCGAUUUCCAGCCCUUGGAGCAGAUGGUGAGCGGGUACUAUCUCGGCGAGGUGGUGAGGUUCGCGUUGAUUGAGGCGAUUCGGUCGACGGGGGUGUUUGGCGGCGUGGUGCCCAAGUCUCUUGAUGAGCCGUACUCUUUGAAGUCCGAGACGAUAUCUGCUGUUGAAGGAGAUACAUCACCAUCACUCUCGUCCUCCAUCGACCUCUUCACCACCCAACAUCCCUCAUCUCACACCCCCACGCCAUCAGACCUCGCCGCCCUCCGCAGCUUAGCCUCCUUCGUCUCGAGGAGGUCGGCCGCCAUCAUCGCAGCGUGCCUGCACGCCGUAUGGUCCCUCCGUCUCGAGUCUCUAGCCGAAGAAAACGAGACAAACGCAAAACGGACGGCGUCGACGAACCGGAAUUCCGCAGAGGGGGACGAGGACGAGGACGCGGACCUUCUUCACCAGAGAAUAGAAAAGGAAACCGCCCUGCCCCGGACAAUGGUCGCCUACAACGGCAGUGUCAUCGAGUGCUACCCGGGCUACCUGGCAAUGUGCCAGUCGUACGUCGACGCGCUGGUCAACCGGGGCGACAGGAGCGUCGAGCUCGUGCCGGCGAAGGAGAGCUCGCUGUUGGGGGCCGGCGUCGCGCUGGCGAGGGCGUGUGAUGGGACUGCGUAAAGAGAUGAUUUCUCACUUGGCGUCACGCGGGGCCUCCCGUGAGAGAGCCUAUGUAUGUGCGGACUGAGAUAUGGGAGGAAGAUAGAGAUGGUUUUGCACUUUUGAGUGGCAUAAUUUCUGACAGCAUGCAUGGCAAGGAGUAAAAACA